AUGAGAUUUUUUAUUUUGUUGAUUGCAGUUUAUUUUUAGAUUUAGCAAGCCUAAGCAAGCAAAAAAUAGAUUAAAAGUUUAGUUAUAUUUUUUAGGCAUGGCAGCAGAACGACUAAUCAUAAACAUUACUAUAAUAAUGAACUUUGGUAAGGCUACUAGCGAGGUGAUUUGACUAAAAAAGGUCAUACUGAACUACAUGGAUUAGGAUAAACUUUUAGAGAGAUUUAUGGUUAAUUCUUGCAAAUAAAUCAAGAAGUUAAUGAAUAACAUAAUGAAGAGACUUUAUCUUAACAUGAUAAUUUAUCUUAAGAACAUGUUAGAGUAAAGCAUUCUCACAUUGAAAGAACUAGGUCUUCUCUGAUGUCAUUUUUGCUAGGAGCAUUUCCAAAUUGGUUCCAUCCAGAUGCAUCUCCUCACAACGAGCAUUUAAAUAAGCCAAUUAGAAAUUUAAAAACAACAAAUAAUAAAGAUAAGCUCAAGAAAGAUUACACUUUCUUACUAGGUGAGGAACAAUGUCCUCUUAUUAAAAAAAUUAGAAAUAAAGUAUUCUAAUCUAAGCCAAUGAAUUUCAUGCAAGAUAUAAUAACCUAAUCUUACGAAUACUAAAAGAUUAGAGCAAAAAUAAGAGAAGUAGAAGGCUUUAAAAUGAUUCAAGGCCAUGGAUACGAAGAUUUAGCAGAUAUUUAUGAUAUUUACAUGUGCCAUAAAAGUGAGGGGUUGCCUAUUCCUAAUUUUGAUAAAUCCGACAUUUCUUUUAUCCAAAUGGGAACACAAUUUUUUAUUGAUGAAAUUUAUUUUGGACAUAGAAGUUUAGUUAAGCUUGCAAGCUAAAAAUUCUUUCAUGAUCUAUUAAGAAUUAUUGAAAGUAAAAAUCCAAAGAAGCUACACAUAUUUUCUGGGCAUGAAGUGAACAUCAUUUCCUUAUUCAUGAAUAUGCUAACAAGAGAUGAAUAAAAUACUAUGUUAGGCAGAUCAUUUCAUACAAAAUUACUUCCAUUUGCAGCUCAUGUUAUAAUUGAAUUUUUAAAUAACGGAAAUAUAAAAUUUUUGUAUGACUUUAAACCUUUGAAAAUAAAACUAUGCUAAUAUUAAGAGGAAUGCGAUGGUAAGUUAUUUAAAACUUUUCUUAAAACGAGGAUACUCCCAAAUGCUAGAUAGCUUUGCUUUUACCAUCAUAAGCACAUCUUAGAGAGAGAAGAAGAAAUUAAAAAUUUAUAAAAAUAAAUGCUUCAAGCUCCACAAGAAGAUGAAGAAAUCGAAGAAUAAAUAUGA
This is a messenger RNA of Tetrahymena thermophila SB210, 1272 nucleotides long. RefSeq names its product histidine phosphatase family (branch 2) protein. Gene Ontology annotation, molecular function: phosphatase activity. The transcript has 2 exons. Gene Ontology annotation, biological process: dephosphorylation. The record is from RefSeq and is a predicted model, not a curated record. NCBI's taxonomy places the organism in Eukaryota, Ciliophora, Oligohymenophorea, Hymenostomatida, Tetrahymenidae.